Drosophila hydei is the source of this 1626-nucleotide messenger RNA. It is a transcript of the gene Arl5, whose product is annotated as ADP-ribosylation factor-like protein 5A. Gene Ontology annotation, molecular function: GTPase activity; GTP binding. NCBI's taxonomy places the organism in Eukaryota, Metazoa, Arthropoda, Insecta, Diptera, Drosophilidae. Gene Ontology annotation, biological process: intracellular protein transport; vesicle-mediated transport; protein localization to Golgi membrane. The transcript has a single exon. The coding region runs from base 615 to 1154 and encodes 179 amino acids. Gene Ontology annotation, cellular component: trans-Golgi network; cytoplasm. The record is from RefSeq and is a predicted model, not a curated record.
GCCUCUAUUGAUUUAACAUUACAAUGUUAAAUUUAAAAAUUAAUUAAAAGAGUUCGUUACUAACAGUGCCGAUUGUAUGAGUUAUCGAUAAGGUAGUGCUUUAAGUAUCGCAACAUCGUGACGACGACUUAUCGAUAUGCUGUUCACAUAUCUAGCUGAAAUCGUGAGCAAAUUUUUUGUUUCAGCACAAAAAACUAAAGCAAAGCCUACCUAAAUCGUCGUGCUAAUAUAAUAACAAUAACAACAAGUGUUUGGGCCCAGUGAUUAAAAGUGACCAAAACAUAUAGAAAAGGAACUGAAAGAACAGCAAAGUGCAGUGUGGUGUGUGGUGCGUAAACCAGACAAGCUGAGAGUGAGUGCAUAAUUUACAGUUGGCCUUCCGCUGCGCAACAACAAAGGCAUCGUGAACGACGACCCACACGCUUACGCACACACUGACGCACUCGCACACACACCAUUACAGUGUGAAACGGGCGUUUGUACAUAUGCAUAUAUGCGCAUAGAUUGCGAUACCUGUGAUUGUGUGUUGUUUGUCACCAAUUAACAACAAAUACGUUCACUUCCACACACAUAUACACACCCGCGUGCGCGCUAAAACUAACAAUAAUUUGGAGAUGGGGCUACUGCUGUCGCGUCUCUGGCGUAUGUUUGGCAACGAGGAGCACAAACUGGUAAUGGUUGGCCUUGACAAUGCGGGCAAAACAACAAUAUUGUAUCAGUUUCUGAUGAACGAAGUUGUCCACACGAGUCCCACGAUUGGCUCCAAUGUCGAGGAAGUGGUCUGGCGGAACAUACACUUUCUAGUGUGGGACUUGGGUGGCCAGCAGAGUUUGCGUGCCGCGUGGAGCACAUACUACACCAAUACAGAACUCGUGAUAAUGGUGAUCGACUCAACGGAUCGCGAACGUUUGGCUGUUACACGCGAAGAGCUCUAUCGGAUGCUGCAGCACGAAGAUCUGAGUAAAGCCAGCCUGCUCGUCUAUGCCAACAAACAGGAUCUAAAGGGAUCAAUGUCAGCGGCCGAAAUCUCCAGGCAACUGGAUCUCACGUCCAUCAAGAAACACCAAUGGCACAUCCAAGCGUGUUGUGCGCUAACGGGCGAGGGAUUGUAUCAGGGCUUGGAAUGGGUUGCGCAGCGCAUUAAAAACAAAUGACAGACAAACAGGCAGACGCAGAUACAGACGCAGCUAGUUUAUAGUUAAACAAUUAAUUUAGGCAAAUAAAUCAAUUUUUUAUAUAAUUAAUUGUAAAUGUAAAGACAUAACUAAUUAUACGAAUGAGAAAGCGAAAUCGAAAGCAAGAGCGAGAGCGAAAGCGAAAUGUCGAAAGAGAAUUGUUUGAAGAGAAGCUUCACACACUUAUGUAUGUCAAAAAAGCCCCUCAAUAAAAUUAAAUAUAUAUUAUGUAUAUGUAUAUGUUAUGAACUAAGCAGCCAAUUAAAUAACUUCCAAUAAAUUUAUAAAAUAAACAAGUUUUUAUUUACGAAAAUUUCGGUUUUUAAAUACAGAAUUGGACGUAUUUUAUUUGCUCUGUUAUCAAAGAGAACGAAUGAGGAGUACAUGAAUUCUAAUUGACGUUGUUCUUGUUCUUGUUGUUUGUGUAAUGUGAUGUGUGAGAUUGUUUUGU